AUGGCUUCUAUCUUCCAACCCAGAAGUGUCUGCAUUUCACUGGGGGUGGGUGAGUAAUCAUGGUCUGCAGAGGACUUUAGGCUGAUUCCUGAGGAAAGGCGAUAUAUAUAAAUCACUGCAGCAGGGCUGCUGUAGCACUUUGUGACUACAGAUCCUGACCAGAAGGAGAUUCCCCCAGUCAGCCAAGAUCUCUUCAGCAUGCCCAAUCCCAAAGCACAGACCCAGGCACUGGAGUUGCCCUCUGAAACCGAGGUGGAGAGCCACUCUGAAACUGCUACAGAGAAAGCUCUACUAGGUUGGAGUCAGCACUGAGAAAUAUUAAACAGAAAACACAAUUAUCAACUCUUCAAAGAGACAGCAUAAUACUGGAGGAAAUCAUGGGAUCCCCGACAAAUAUCUUCCUUUUUGCUUGUAUCUUUACAUUCACAUUGUGGAAUAAUAUUCAGCUGUCUGUGGAAAAUGAAUUUACUGCACACUAUUCAAGCAGCUUUCUAGCUUGUGUUCCAAAAAGUCAAUCAAGACAUACAACAAUGUUGGAUUUAUCACAGAAAAAUAUCUCUGAACUUCAUAUCUCAGAUUUCAGUUCUCUGCCUGAACUGCAAGUAUUAAAUCUGUCUCAUAAUCUAAUCAGAGAGCUUGACUUCAAUGUUUUCAAAUUCAAUGAGAAAUUAGAAUGCUUAGAUUUAUCUCAUAACAACUUGUGGAAUAUGUGCUGUCAGACACUUGCUGGUCUUAGACAUUUAGAUCUUUCUUUCAAUAAGUUUAAAACUUUGCCCAUCUGUCAGGAAUUUGGCCAUAUGUUGAACCUGGAAUACCUGGGACUGAGUGCCACAAUGAUACGAAAGUCAGACUUCAGAGGUAUUACACAUUUGCAACUGCAUACUGUCUUCCUAACUUUAGAAGACUUUUCUCACUAUGAAUCUAAGAGUUUGACAGUCUUAAACACAAAGAACCUUCACAUUGUUUUCCCAAUAAACAAAAACUUUUCUUUUCCCCUUUUGUAUGAUGGAAUGAACACUUCAGAGAAGUUAGAAUUGUCAAAUAUUAGAUAUAACUCUACAGAUUUCCCUUUCCCUCCUUUUGCCCCUUUGAAAUUCAAGACACUCAAUCUGAGGUUCAACAAUGUGGAUUUGUCCUGGAGUAUCCUUGCACGAAUUUUCAUGAUUGUUUGGUAUACACCUGUAGAAUAUUUCACUGUAAAAAAUUUGACCUUUUCGGGAUCUAUUCAGAGUAUGACCAAUACUGACUUUUCACACUUAUACAAUUGGGCACAAUCUAACCGUUCAGGUAGUUCAAUGAAAGCACUUAUACUGGAGCAUAUUCGUACUAAGGUUUUUUAUUUCUCUCAAGGUAUUCUGUACAAAGCAUUUUCAGAUAUGAACAUUGAAAAUUUGACAAUAUCUGAUGCGUAUAUGCCACACAUGCUUUGCCCUUCUCACAUUAGCCCAUUUCAAUAUUUAGAUUUUUCAUACAAUGCCCUGACAGAUGAGGUAUUUAAGAACUGUGACACUCUGACUCAUUUGAAAAUGCUUAUCUUACAGAGAAAUCAAUUAGAGAAUCUUUCCAAGGUGAGCUCCAUGACGAGUAAAAUGAAAUCACUGAAACAUUUGGACAUAAGUAGGAAUUUGCUGUAUUAUGAUGAGAAUGAGAACCACUGCCACUGGGUUGAAACUCUGGCUAAACUGAAUUUGUCCUCAAACAAAUUGACAGACUCAGUUUUUGGAUGUUUGCCAAUUAACGCUCAAAUACUUGAUCUACAAAAUAACCAAAUCACAACUGUCACCAAAGACAUUACUGAACUGAAAGCUUUGAAAGAGCUAAAUAUUGCAUUUAACAGGUUAACUGAGCUACCUGGAUGUAGUCAUUAUAGGGGUCUGGAAUUCCUGAAUAUAGAAGAGAAUUCAAUUCUCACCCCAUCAUCUGACUUCUUCCAUAGCUGUCAAAAUAUCAGAGAGCUCAGAGGAGGACACAAUCCAUUCCAAUGUUCUUGUGAAUUACGAGACUUUGUUAAUUUUGAAAAAAAAUCAGACGGAAGGUUGGUUGGCUGGCCAGAAUCUUAUGUGUGCGAAUAUCCAGAUGGCUUAAAGGGAACCCAGCUAAAGGACUUUCAGUUGUCUGAACUAUCUUGCAAUACAACUCUCUUGCUUGUUAUAGCUCUAGUUGUUACAGUGGUGGUAGUGGCUGUGACAUCCUUUCUGUGUAUCUAUUUUGACGUAAUGUGGUAUUUGAAGAUGAUGUGGCAGUGGACACAAACAAAACGUAGGGUUCGGAAGAGUCACCCUGAAGAUCUGCAAAGCAUUUUACAGUUUCAUGCUUUUAUUUCAUACAGCGAACGGGAUUCCCUCUGGGUGAAGAAUCAUCUGAUCCCAAACCUGGAGAAGGAAGAUGGGUCUGUACAGAUCUGUCUGCAUGAGAGGAACUUCAUUCCUGGCAAAAGCAUAGUUGAGAACAUUAUAAACUGCAUUGAGAAAAGCCACAAAUCAAUCUUUGUUUUGUCUCCCAAUUUUGUGCAGAGUGAAUGGUGCCACUAUGAGCUUUCCUUUGCCCAUCACAAAUUAUUUAGUGAAAGUUCCAAUAGCUUAAUCCUCAUUUUACUGGAACCAAUCCCGCAGUAUCUCAUUCCUGCCAGAUAUCACAAGCUGAAAGCUCUCAUGGCAAAGAGAACAUACUUGGAGUGGCCAAAGGAGAAAAGCAAACAUGGCCUUUUCUGGGCUAACCUUAAGGUAGCUAUUAACACUAACCUACCAGUGUCCACUGAAAUGAUUGUGGUGUAGACCACAAGAUAAUUUACCAAUUCUUGGAUUUUAUCUGUGUUAAUUUUGCUUAUAAUGCAACUAGAUGUGUAAGAAACUCAACCGAUUUACUAUGGAAUUACACGGAAUUAACCAAAUCACUAUCUUGCUCAUAGUAUUCAUGAUUGUGAACCCAUAAAUACAUGUAAUAAAUGUAGAAAUUAUUAUUUUCA
Messenger RNA from Trachemys scripta elegans, 2965 nucleotides. RefSeq names its product toll-like receptor 1. Gene Ontology annotation, cellular component: membrane. Gene Ontology annotation, biological process: cellular response to bacterial lipopeptide; toll-like receptor signaling pathway; inflammatory response. NCBI's taxonomy places the organism in Eukaryota, Metazoa, Chordata, Testudines, Emydidae. Gene Ontology annotation, molecular function: Toll-like receptor 2 binding; transmembrane signaling receptor activity; lipopeptide binding. The coding region runs from base 378 to 2774 and encodes 798 amino acids. The record is from RefSeq and is a predicted model, not a curated record. The transcript is spliced from 3 exons.